Parnassius apollo (apollo) is the source of this 399-nucleotide messenger RNA. Lineage: Eukaryota; Metazoa; Arthropoda; Insecta; Lepidoptera; Papilionidae. The record is from the annotation of a GenBank genome assembly.
AUGGGUUGUGGGUCGUCAGGUCAAGUUAUUCCAAGUCAUGAUACUUGCAACGACGGACCUAAAGCCAUAAACGGCAAGAGCGUUGGAAAUGGUCACCACUAUGACGACGACCUGCCGACUGUCGUGUUACCUGAAACCCCAGUUAAACCAAAACCACCAUUGGCCUUCGAGAUUCCUCUAGAAGAGUUUCAAGGCAACCGAGGGGCUGCUGUUACGCCACCACCUCACGUCCAGCGAUUGUUGCAGCCUCCUAAUGCUGAUAUUAGUUUACCUGACAUAGAAGAGAAGUUGGCUGAAGCAGAGCAAAGAAGACAGUCGAAUUCGGAGACUAACAAGCGCGGAUCUAAUACCUUAACCAUCCCACCAGAACCAGGAUUGUGUGAAGAUAAAAACAUAUGA